This is a messenger RNA of Bactrocera oleae (olive fruit fly), 729 nucleotides long. RefSeq names its product reactive oxygen species modulator 1. The record is from RefSeq and is a predicted model, not a curated record. Gene Ontology annotation, biological process: protein insertion into mitochondrial inner membrane; protein import into mitochondrial matrix. Gene Ontology annotation, cellular component: TIM23 mitochondrial import inner membrane translocase complex. NCBI's taxonomy places the organism in Eukaryota, Metazoa, Arthropoda, Insecta, Diptera, Tephritidae.
GCGCAGAAUGUUAAAUUUAUUUUCGGUGAUUUAUUUUUGUCGUUCUCUGUGGUUUUUCUGCUCAGUAUCGCACAUUCGCUGUCAUUUUUCUCUUUGUCAUUAUGACAUUUCUAACACAAAAAAAUUAAACGGCACCGUACGAAAUCGCGUGUAAUUUGCAUGGAAGAAAUUCUGGAAGUCAUAAAAUCGGUUGAAAACAACAAAACGAUUUGCGAAUAUAUAAUUUUACGCUUUAAUUUGGACAAACUAAAAUUAACUUUUGUCUACCGAUAAACAAAAACAUAAUUUCAAGUGCAACACACUUACUAAUCAAAGUAAUAUAUCCAUCUAAAUAUAAUGCCUUUGCCUAGUGGUGUUUAUGGCCAAGCACAAGGCCCAUCAUGUUUUGAUAAAAUGAAGACUGGAUUCACAAUUGGCUUUUGCGUGGGCAUGGCAAGUGGUGCACUCUUUGGCGGCUUCUCCGCAUUACGGUAUGGUUUGCGCGGACGUGAGUUAAUAAACAAUGUGGGAAAAGUAAUGUUGCAGGGUGGAGGAACAUUUGGUACAUUUAUGGCUAUUGGUACCGGUAUUCGUUGCUAAAAUAAAUCAUUUUGUAAGGCAUGCAUGUAACAACGACAUGUCAAACAUAUUUUCGGGAUUUUUACGUAAUACUAAGUUCUAUGUAAUCAUUUAAUGGACUUCAGUUUAGUAGUUACUUACAUAUUAAUAAACAUGUAUUUAAAAAAAAAA